This is a messenger RNA of Cylindrotheca closterium, 1257 nucleotides long. NCBI's taxonomy places the organism in Eukaryota, Bacillariophyta, Bacillariophyceae, Bacillariales, Bacillariaceae. The record is from the annotation of a GenBank genome assembly.
AUGUCCACAGAAAAGCCCAAACUUGUCCUUGCCUACUCUGGAGGUCUUGAUACUUCUGUCAUCCUCAAGUGGUUGUGCGAAAAGGGAUUUGACGUCAUUGCCUUCUGCGCCAACGUCGGUCAAUUCGAAGAAGAUUUCGCCGCCGUCAAGGCCAAGGCCGUCGCUGUUGGUGCUUCCAAGUGCAUUGUUACUGACCUUCGUAAGGAGUUCGUCACUGACUAUGUUUUCGAAGCUGUCAAGUGUAACGCCAUGUACGAGGGACGAUACCUUCUUGGUACCUCCAUCGCCAGACCAUGCAUUGCCAAGGAAAUGAUCCGCAUCGCCACUGAGGAAGGUGCCACUUACAUUGCCCACGGUGCCACCGGAAAGGGAAAUGACCAAGUUCGUUUCGAAAUGUGCGCCCAAGCUCUUUCCCCAACUGUCCAAUGCGUUGCCCCAUGGCGCGAUGCUGAGUUCAUCGAAUCCUUCAAGGGACGCAGUGACUUGUUGGCGUACUGCAACAAGCACGGCAUCCCCGUCGAUGCUAAGCCUAAGGCUAACUACUCCAUCGAUGAGAACCUUUUCCACACUUCUUACGAAAGUGGAAACUUGGAGGACGCCAUGAGCCCCCCUGAAGAGUCCAUGUUCAAGAUGACCGUUUCCCCCAAGAGCGCCCCUGACGCUUCCGAGACCGUUCAAAUUGAAUUCUCCAAGGGUAUCCCAGUCAAGAUCACCAACACCACUGACGGAACCGUAAAGACUGAUCCACUUGACAUCUUCCUAUACUGCAACAUGAUCGCAGGAAAGCACGGUAUUGGCCGUAUCGAUAUCGUCGAGAACAGAUUCGUCGGAAUCAAGUCUCGCGGUGUCUACGAAACCCCAGGAGGCACACUCUUGAGAACUGCCCACUUGGACUUGGAAGGAAUCUGCAUGGAUCGUGAAGUCAAGAGAAUCACCGAGACUCUCUCCAACGAGUUCGCUCGUCUCUGCUACAACGGAUUCUGGUUCGCACCUGAAAUGGAACUUAUCCGUCACUCUAUUACCUUCUCACAAAGAGAUGUUGAUGGUCUUGUCGAGAUCGAACUUUACAAGGGUAACGCCACCAUCACCGGACGUAAGUCCCCCAAUGCCCUCUACAACGCCGACUUGGCCUCCAUGGACAUUGAGGGAGGAGGUGAUGCCUUCGACUACAACCCAGCUGAUGCCCAAGGUUUCAUUCGCAUCAACGCCGUCCGCCUAAAGACCUACGCCGCCCUUCGUGCCAAGGACCAGAAAUGA